Molecule: messenger RNA, 5757 nt
Organism: Neodiprion fabricii
Lineage: Eukaryota; Metazoa; Arthropoda; Insecta; Hymenoptera; Diprionidae
Exons: 3
Coding region: 1-5757 (1918 amino acids)
Molecular function (GO): zinc ion binding; nucleic acid binding; catalytic activity
Source: RefSeq, a predicted model, not a curated record
AUGCGUACAUGGGAUGCGGUUGGGGCUCCUGGGGCGAUUUCUCAGAGACUAACCAAGGAAGGAGUAGUUGCCGACCGACCGGGGCUGCGGGUGAAGUCAGUACCUUUACCGGACCUCUGUGGCGUACUACGGGUAAACGUUAGUCCACGGAACCUCGGUUCCCUGGCGAAGGUCCCAGGAAACCACAUGUCCAACGUGGGAGAACCGCUCCCUGCAGCUGACUGGAGCCAAUCUGGGAGUCAAACCUGGUGCCCUGGGCGCAUGCGUGGAGGAUUACCUGGUCAGUAUUUUCUCAUACCCGAUGUCCGGCAGAAGGUGAAACAAGGAGAGGUGCAAGAGCACCUGGAUAGCAAGGGCUCGCGGGGGCACGCGAGGGGCAGGGACGCGCGCGCGCGAGGACAGACACUUGUGCGGGGCAUUAGCUGGCCCCCUCUCGAAAACACGGAGCCGGGGGGUACGCCAGGGCAUUCACUUGCACCCAACGUUUUGGCGGAGACUGCGGGGGGAAUCAACACACCGCCACAGGUGGUGCCCGAGGAGACACCCACGCGGCACCAGCAGCAGCAGCAGGGGAAUAAACGAAAGGGGGACGAGCUAACGCCGCCCGAGAACGCUGCACUCUCGGACGGGGAGCUCUUCCUCCCGCGCAGACUCGAGGUAGAAGAGAAAGAGAAACCGCGGCAUCAAACUGUGACUACCGCGGGGGAGGGGAAGGGAACGGCCAGCCCCUCAGGCGAGGAGGAGGCAGCACAGACGCUUCUGGGAGCUCGCCAGAAGCGCCAGAAGAGGUGCACAGCUAUCGUCAAGGGAACUUACCUGGAAGACGACUCCGAAGCAGGGGAGUCUGGGUCAGAGUGGAGCGCGCAGGGCUCGAACCGGCGGCCAACAAAGAACCCUUCAGAGGGGAAAAGGAAGGUCAGAGCCGGGGCUAGGUCUCCAAAGAAAAUCCCGCAGGGGGCAGGCCCUGUGGAAUACAGGCUCAUGACAGCAUCGGACCUUGGGGCACAACUAAUGGAGUGGCUCGAGGAUAUAGACGCCGUAAGGAUGAGGUGCAAAUCCAUGCAGGGCAGGCUGAGUGGCGAAAUAAAGAGAAAGGUGGGUUUGGCAAAGGAGGCCCUACUUACACUCACCGUGAAAGCGGAGGCAGCGGGUGACCCCGCUCUCCUCCAGGCGCGCAACACGGACCUAGAGGCUCAGUUGCGUGAUACCCGUAGGGAAAGGGACGAGCUCCAACGGGAACUCGAGAAAAAUCGACAAGGCCGAGAGAGGGCUCAGACGGAAAUAGCGAACCGGGCGACAAGCUCAUACGCACAGGUUGCCAGCAGGGGCCCUGUGGCGAGAGCCGGCGAGCGACGGUCGGAAGCCGCCCAAACGACGAUGGUGCUUGACCUGGGAGCGGCCACUAGGAGGAGCGAGGUGGAGGCCAAUGAGGGGCCGACGACGGCCACAUCAGCGGGUGCUUCGGAGUUCGAACUUCGCUUAACGGGAUCCGAGCUUCGACUCAUUCCGGACAGUGACAGGGUCAGGGACGAGGAGAUGGCCAGACAGUCCGCGGCCCUGAAACAGGUACGAGAGGAGGUGGGUAGGAUAUCCCUCCUGCUCCUCGAUGCCUCGAGCAAGAGCGGAGCAGCUGACCAAGACCCUCUUGGUAAGGGUACGGCACAACCUCGCGGCACGCAGGCCACCACGGAGAAGGUGCAGAGGUCCUCGGGUGACCGGGGUGCGACCGACACUCCGAUGGAAGUCGAUGACGGCGCCGAUGCAGAGAACGGUAGGGGUGGCUGGAGUACGAAGAGGAAGAGAAAAGGAAAGCGCCUUGGGGUGGGAGUGCCGAGUGGGGCAGCAGUGGAAGCCACACAGACUGCCCCAACAGGGGCCCUGCGGCGUACCGGGGAGGACAGACCCACGGUGGCUCGCCGUAGAGCACCGAGGACAGCAGCCGUUGCUAUCAAAAGCAGAGAGGAGAACACCCCGUAUGCGGAAAUACUCAAGUUCGCACGCGAGAAAAUACAACUCGCGGAGCUUGGUAUAGAGGAGACGAGGAUGCGGCGGGCAGCUAACGGGGGGGUUCUCAUUGAGAUUCCUGGCCCCGAGAAUACGAGGAAGGCGGACGCUCUAGCGGCGCAGCUGACCAGAGUAAUCCUUGAUAAAUACGGCAACGCAGUCUCAGUGACAAGGCCGGUUAUCAAGGGCGAACUGAGAGUCCUGGGCUUGGAUGACUCAGUGUCCACCGAGGAACUGGCUCGCACCCUAGCCGAGCAGGGUGGCUGUAAGGUGGAGGAGGUCCGUGUAGGUGUCCCGAGGAGGACACCGAAUGGACUAUACAGCGCGUGGGCACAGUGCCCCCUGAGGGCAGCUGUGGCUGUCGCGAAGAAGGGCAAGGUGAGGAUCGGCUGGACCACGGCCAGGGUAGAGCUGCUGGAGGCGCGCCCUAGGCAAUGCUACAAGUGCUGGGGCUUUGGCCAUAUAGGGAGUAUGUGCAAGGCGUCGACAGAGCGCCGGGCCGCGUGCUACAGGUGCAGCGCUGAGGGCCACCAGGCGCGAGAUUGCACGGCCAACCCCAAGUGCGCGGUCUGCGAGGGAAGAGGGAUAGACAGCGCCCACAGGAUGGGUUCGGGACGUUGUACAUCCGUCGGCGAACGGGGUCGGAGGCCCGCGACUAAUGCAAGCGAGAAUGGCCAGCAAGUAGUGCUCGAAAGGGAAAUCGACGUGUGCCUCGUAUCCGAGCCGUACGCUACCCCGAGCGUGGCCACUUGGCUUAGCAGUGACGAUGGCCGGGCGGCCAUAUACUGGAGGGCAGAGGGUAACGUCCGCGGGGGCUCGCUCGUCAAAAGGGGAAGAGGGUACGUGGCCGCUAAGUUCGGGGAUAUAAUUGCCAUAUCGGUGUAUAUAUCCCCGAACAUUCUGAUAGCGGAGUUCACUGAGCAUCUGGACGACCUGGCUCGGGUGAUCCAGAUAGCGGGGAACAGUGGGAGGGGGGUACUGGUGGGGGGGGAUUUCAAUGCCCGCUCGCCGACCUGGGACCCAUCUGGGUCCAACCGAAGGGGAGAGCUGCUCGAGGAGUGGGCGGCAUCAUGCUGUGUACGUCUCCACAACGCUGGGAGGACGGCGACAUGCAUUAGGGCACAGGGGUCAUCCGUCGUCGACCUGACGUGGUCGUCAGUUAAUCUUGUACCCGUGAUCAAGGGGUGGCGGGUGUUGGAGGAGACGGAAACACUAUCCGACCACCGGUACAUUUCGUACGAGGUCGGUACCCCUAGACGCGCAGAGCACAGGGGUAGAAAGGGCCACAUGCGCUGGAACUGGUCGAAGUUCAGUCCGGAACAUCUGGCAGAUGCUCUGUCCCUCACCCUUUCCUGGGGACCAACUGGAGGGGACUAUACGACGCCAGAGGGCCUUGCAGGAUGGAUCGAGCGUGCCAUGACGCAGGCCUGCGACGCAGCCGCGCCGAGAGCUCGUACGGGGAAUCGCUCCAGGAAAGCGACAUACUGGUGGAGCGAGGAGCUGGCCGAUAUACGCAGGUCCUGCAUAGCGGCGAGGAGGCGCCUCGCUAGGGGAAGACGAACGGCUGAUGACCGUCAGGAAAAAGAGGCCGAAUAUCGGGCCGCCAAGAGGGUGCUCCGAGACGGCAUAAAAGCGGCCAAGGCCAAGGCGUGGAGAGACCUCAUCAGCUCCGUGGAAGCGGAUCCAUGGGGUCUCUCUUACAAAUUGGUGCUGGGCAAACUGCGAACCUCCCAAAGAGGGUUGACGGAGACGCUGGAGGAGAAUACCCUCAGGAGCCUCCUUGAUGCCCUCUUCCCGAGGGGUGAUGGAUGCGUUCCGAGGGCCCAGAGCGGCUGUCGGUGGGACGAACGGUGGGCGGUCACGGCGGACGAGGUUCGAGCUGCGCUUAAAAAGGCAUGCUCGCGCAAUGUCGCCCCGGGACCGGAUGGCGUUAAGGGAAGCGCGUGGGCGAAAGUUCCGGAGGGAAUGAUCGCACUACUGUCGAGGAAUUUCAGCCUCUGCCUGCGAGAAGGAGUCGUUCCGCUGCCAUGGAAGAAGGCUCGACUGGUGCUCAUCCCUAAGGGGGGAGCACCCACCGGACCUAUCCCCAAAGUAAGGCCGAUAUGCCUCCUGAACGAGGUGGGUAAAAUGUUCGAGAGGAUCCUGGUGGCUCGGCUGGGCAAAUGGAUGGAGGGGAAUCCUCGGGCGUGCUUGUCCGAGGACCAGUACGGGUUUCGGGAAGGGCGAUCCACGAACGAUGCUCUGCUAAGGGUGCGACGAUUCGUGGAAAACGCCACGGAGAAUGGGGGCUACGCGGUGGCUGUGUCUCUUGACAUCGCCAACGCAUUCAAUAGUUUGCCAUGGCCAUCCAUAAGGGACGCACUUAAGGACAAAGCGGCUCCGGAGUAUCUUCGACGGGUCCUGGAUUCCUACCUGUGGGACAGGCACGUGGAAUACACAAACGGAGAUGGAGAACUGAAGAGUCUGGCAGUGACGGCCGGGGUCCCACAGGGCUCGGUUCUCGGCCCCCUGCUAUGGAACUUGACUUUCGACGAGGUUCUGCGGGGGGAGGGGGUUGCAGACUGUGCUAUUGUCUGCUACGCGGAUGACACGCUGGUUUUGAGUUCCGCUGGGGAUCCAUCCACAGCGGUAGCACUGGCAAAUGCGAUGGUAGCCAGGGUAGUCCGGCGAAUUUCGGGCCUAGGCCUCACGGUGGCGGCGAGCAAGACGGAAGCUGUCUUAUUCCGGCGCUUGAAUAGGGGGGAUGCACCAAACACCCCAGACGUCAGAGUUGGUGCGGAGAGGGUGCUACUGUCGGGGUCCAUGAAGUACCUGGGGGUGCGACUGGAUCCCGGCCUGACGUUCAAAGCGCACUUCGCGUCCAUGGAGACUAGGCUAGGGGGUGUCACGAGGACACUAGCGAGGCUGAUGCCAAACCUGAGGGGGCCAUCCGAAUCCAGGCGUAGGCUUUAUGCGCAAACUUUAUUCGCGGUGAUAAUGUACGGCGCUCCGGUGUGGGGGGAUGUGGCGAGGUCCUCAAAGUACAUCCAGCAGGUAAUAACGAGGUGUCAGAGAGGGAUAUGCGCGAGAGUAGUUGCGGCAUAUCGCACGGCCUCCUUCGUGGCCGUUUCGAUGUUGGCCAGGACCCCGCCACUAUACCUAGUGGCUAAUGCGUACGAGCGCACAUUCCACAGAGUGCGUGAACUGCGGUCGACCAGGACGUGGUCCCAGAGCAUGGCCAAAGCGAUUAGGGAAGAGGAACUGCGCGUAGCCCGCGAGCAAUGGAGGGUGGACCUCGGAAGUGCGGGGCUCCCCAGCGAGAGGUUGAGGUUGGCUAUCCUAGCGAACUGGACGGGAUGGUUCGACAGGGCACACGGGAGCAUGACUUUCCGUGUGACCCAAGUCUUGACAGGCCACGGGUACUUCGCGGAUUUCUUAUAUAGAAUAGGGAAGACGGAGAGGCCGACCUGCUGGUACUGCCGGCUGGAGGAAGACACGGUGAGCCACACGGUGGAGGCGUGUCCCGCGUGGAGAGACGAGAGGAAUGCCCUAAAGCGCGCCGUAGGUGAGGAUCUGACACCGCCUGGCCUGAUCAGGGCUAUGGUAGGGUCGAGAGAGGGAUGGGUGGCGGUGGCUAGCUUCGCGGAACGGGUCAUGACGGCCAAGGAACAGCGGGAGCGGCUACGACAGCGAACGCGGCGCAGCGUGCACCGCGCGACCCGCUUGAGCGGGAGAAAUGGGGGUGGUUCGCGUGUAAGCGUGGGCAUGACGUAG